This is a messenger RNA of Triticum turgidum subsp. durum (durum wheat), 621 nucleotides long. The record is from the annotation of a GenBank genome assembly. Lineage: Eukaryota; Viridiplantae; Streptophyta; Magnoliopsida; Poales; Poaceae.
AUGGCCUCGCGCCGCCGCACCCUCCUCAAGGUCAUCAUCCUCGGCGACAGCGGGGUUGGGAAGACUUCCUUGAUGAACCAAUAUGUGAACAAGAAGUUCAGCAACCAGUACAAGGCUACGAUUGGCGCCGAUUUCCUCACCAAGGAGGUGCAGUUCGAGGACAGGCUCUUCACCCUACAAAUAUGGGAUACUGCCGGUCAGGAGAGGUUUCAAAGUCUUGGUGUUGCAUUCUACCGCGGAGCAGAUUGUUGUGUUCUAGUUUACGAUGUUAACUCGAUGAAAUCAUUUGAUAAUCUGAACAACUGGCGUGAAGAGUUUCUAAUUCAGGCUAGCCCAUCAGAUCCUGAUAACUUCCCUUUUGUUCUGCUGGGUAACAAAGUUGAUGUAGAUGGCGGGAAUAGCCGUGUGGUCUCUGAGAAAAAGGCAAAGGCAUGGUGUGCCUCUAAAGGGAACAUCCCAUACUUUGAGACUUCUGCCAAGGAUGGAAUCAACGUGGAGGAAGCUUUCCAGUGUAUAGUAAAGAAUGCUCUGAAGAACGAGCCAGAGGAAGAACUGUAUAUGCCGGACACCGUGGACGUGGUGGGUGGCAACCGGGGUCAAGGAUCAUCAGGAUGCUGUUAG